Molecule: messenger RNA, 1135 nt
Organism: Paramecium sonneborni
Lineage: Eukaryota; Ciliophora; Oligohymenophorea; Peniculida; Parameciidae
Source: the annotation of a GenBank genome assembly
AUGAAGGACAUCUCAAAAAGAAUCUUUGAAAAAGAAAAUUAAGCAGAAGUAUCUAAUGAUCCAAGACAAUAGAAUAAAUCAUUAACUUAAUUAGUAUCAUUGACAAUGAUAAAUAAUACUCGAAGUAUGAUAUGAUAUGUAAAACUUCAUUAGAAAACGAAUUUAAGGGUAUAGACAUAAAGAAUAAUAAUAUUUCUAAUAGACCACUUGUAUUUUGUAAACCUGAGUAGAAAGUAUAAACUAAAACUAUUUCAUAUCCAUUGAAUAAAUGUAGUGAAGCUCAAUCAAAAGAAUUAAAUAAUUUAAUAUUGAAUUAUUCUGAACCUAUUUUAGAAUACUAUUAAUAAUUAAAUGUAUACAAUUUUAUUUUUAUUUUAAGAUUUAAACUCCUAAAAAUAGUUUAUAAAAUCAUACAAUAAAUACUAAUUUAAGAGCUAAAAUGAUUGAUUGGAUGAUUGAAGUUCUUUCAUCGUAUAAAUGCAAGGAUUAAACUUUUUAUUUAUCAAUAAGGUUGAUGGAUUUGUAUUUAUCUAAAACAACUUUAAAACAUGUUUCAUCAGAUUUACAUUUGAUAGGAGUUACCUCAAUCUUUAUGGCUUGUAAAUAUGAAGAAAUUUACCCAGUAAAAUUACAAGUAGUCCAUGAAAAAAUAGCACACAAAAAAUUAACAAAGGAACAAAUAAGAGAAAAAGAGGCUAAUGUGUUGUAGGUUCUAGAUUUUAAUUUAAAUGGAACUACCAUAUUAGAUAUAUUAACAAUGGUUUUAUCAAUAUUAAAUCUUCAUUAUUAGUUAUAUGAUGCAGCUAAUUUAUUAGCAAAACUAGUAUAUAUUAAAAUUAUAAAAUAGGCUUUAUUUUAUUAUGAAUUUGUCAAUAUGUACUCUUAUUUAGAAAUAGCAUGUGCCGUAUUAAUUAUUAGUACAAAGACUAUAGAAUAGAUUGAUUAAAGUUUAUCAUCAGAAGUGACAAUUCCGCUUAUUAUUUCUACAUUGAAAUUAGAUUAUAUAGAUUCAAUUAAAUGUGCUAAUUAAUUACUAGAAUUCUCAAAAGGAUUUGAGAAACAGUUUCCUAAUUUAGAAAAUCUAAAGAAAUUCAGUAAGUUUCAAAUUUCAGAUAUCAUGAAAACAUAGUUUUGA